Messenger RNA from Silurus meridionalis, 2377 nucleotides. RefSeq names its product somatostatin receptor 1b (gene sstr1b). Gene Ontology annotation, molecular function: somatostatin receptor activity; neuropeptide binding. The transcript is spliced from 2 exons. The record is from RefSeq and is a predicted model, not a curated record. Lineage: Eukaryota; Metazoa; Chordata; Actinopteri; Siluriformes; Siluridae. Gene Ontology annotation, cellular component: neuron projection; membrane. Gene Ontology annotation, biological process: cellular response to glucocorticoid stimulus; neuropeptide signaling pathway. Bases 929 to 2047 code for a protein of 372 amino acids.
CAGUAGAAGACAGGCGGCUGUUUGGAUGCGCAGAAGCAGUAGAGUAAAGGGAAUAGCUGGGCUGUCUUCAGUCUCCAAGCUCCUGAGAAGGAAAGCACAGCACAAGCAGCACAGGCAUCCUGCACCUCCUGCAUAUUCUUUUCAUCCACAUUUACUCAUGCGCGUGCACUCGAACCUGAACUAUACAAGAUGGUGUAGCUGGACUAGUGCAAUAUACAAGACAUACACAGGACAAAUACAGGAAUUUCAGCUAUGUGAUUAUGGUUCCUGUGGAGCCUGUGCCUGUUUUUUUUUUCCAUCGUGUGAUCAGGGACACAAGUGCAUAAGUCAUCAUGUGAUUGGAUACAAGGACCCAACAAGGACCACAGUUUGUAACAAAAGAUUUUUUACUGAAGGCUGGAUCAUAUUGUCAAGAGGGUAACCUCAUAAUAGUACGAUUCUCCAGCCCUAGUUUCAUCUAAUUAGACGGAAUGUGCUUUCUUGGCCAAAUCUAAGUGCCUGAGUGCCUCUUGUGGAGCCUAGCCCAUCAACACCUGCAACAUGCUCAUAUAUGUGCAUAGGUUUAUUUAUCAAUGAAUGAGGAAUGUUUAAGCUUAAAAUUCCACAGAUGGAACCAUUUACUCAGAGGAUCCCAACUUGCUGUGUCUUCCACUGCCAAAAAAAAAAUCCAAAAAUUUAUUUUCCUGAUGUGCUCGGAACAAAUUCAAGUGAUUUAAAGAGAAACCCAAUGAUUAUUGUUUUAACUUUGCCCAGACAAGGACAGACUUUGUAGAUGAAGUAUUGUUGAUCAAAGCCUAUAAACCUUACCAUUGUUGAUUUGAAAAUAAAAGGUACUUUUCAGUGAAUUUUAUCAAAAGACUCAAAUGUUUAUAAUGAUGAUACCACUGAAUUUCAGUUUAAGUGAAUUUGGUUUAAGAAAAUCUGCAUAAUGGCUGAAGCUACAGAAUAUAAUGGGACUGAAAGCAUGUUUUCUUCCACCAACCUUCCCUUUAAUUUUACUAUUGAAUACGAAGAUUUUCAUUCAGAAUCCAAUGCUAGCAAGAUCAUUAUCCCUUCUAUCUACGCCCUUGUUUGCUGUGUGGGCAUAAUAGGAAAUGCUAUGGUUAUAUAUGUCAUCCUCAAGUACGCCAAGAUGAAAACAGCGACAAAUAUUUACAUUCUAAAUCUUGCGAUUGCUGACGAGCUCUUCAUGUUGAGUGUUCCAUUUCUGGCUACAUCAGCUGCAGUGCGACACUGGCCCUUUGGUUCGUUGAUGUGUCGGCUGGUCCUUAGCGUUGAUGGCAUCAACAUGUUCACUAGCAUUUUCUGCUUGACUGUGCUCAGCGUGGAUCGCUAUAUUGCAGUGGUGCACCCCAUCAAGGCAGCACGCUACCGCCGACCAACUGUUGCUAAAGUGGUUAAUGUCUGUGUGUGGGGACUUUCACUUCUCGUCAUCUUGCCCAUCAUUAUCUUUGCGGACACUGUUCCGGCACAGGAUGGAGGGGUAGACUGUAACUUUCUGUGGCCUGAGUCCUCAUGGUCAGAAGCAUUUGUGGUGUAUACCUUCUUGCUUGGCUUCUUGCUUCCUGUGGCAGCGAUCUGCCUGUGCUACUGUUUAAUCGUUGUGCGUAUGCGUGCAGUAGGGCUCAAAGCAGGAUGGAUGCAGCGACGGCGCUCCGAAAAGAAGAUCACUCGCAUGGUGCUGCUCGUGGUCGCUGUCUUCGUACUUUGCUGGAUGCCCUUUUACAUAGUGCAGCUUGUGAGCGUGUUCUGCCAUCCACCAGACCCCAUGGUGACUCAGCUCUUUCUUAUUCUAAGUUAUGCUAACAGUGGUGCUAAUCCUAUACUGUAUGGAUUUGUGUCUGACAACUUCCGCCGCUCCUUCCAGAGAAUUGUCUGCUUCCGCUGGUUGGAGAAUGGGCCGGAUGCAGAACAAGUGGACUACUGUGCUGUGGCCCUCCGUCGCCAAACAACAUGUACUCCACAGGAAUUCCCUAAAGAGUGUUGCUUAGCCUCUGAUAUGGUGUUUCGCAAUGGGACAUGUACCUCUCGUACCACCACCCUUUAAAUGUUUCUAAAAAAAAGAACUUUGAGCAAAAUGUAGGUUUAUAUAUAUACAACUAUCUAUACACAAUAAGUAUUUAAAGUUACCUUGAAUUUCUCCUUAUAUGUACUGCUAACUGAUUGUAAUAACUAUUAUUUUGUAUAGGCUUACUAAUUAUGAUUAAAUAAAAAGUCUUGUUCUCUUUGUAAAUUUUCAGUAAUCUGUGUCAAUGUGUUAAAGUUUACCAGGUGUUCACUGAUUGCUUUGGCAUGGCCAAAUCAUCCACAUUGUUGUUCAUGAUUAAAUUUGUAUUUAUCUCCUGAAAUCAAAUAUGAAUGUAUUUCCUGCAACAUA